This is a messenger RNA of Esox lucius (northern pike), 3409 nucleotides long. It is a transcript of the gene mtx3, whose product is annotated as metaxin 3. The transcript is spliced from 10 exons. Gene Ontology annotation, cellular component: SAM complex. The record is from RefSeq and is a predicted model, not a curated record. The coding region runs from base 94 to 942 and encodes 282 amino acids. Gene Ontology annotation, biological process: mitochondrion organization. Lineage: Eukaryota; Metazoa; Chordata; Actinopteri; Esociformes; Esocidae.
CAUGGAGCUGAGGUGUUGGGGUGGCGACUGGGGGUUGCCUUCCAUUCACACAGAGUCUCUCGUAGUGCUGGUCAGCUCUCUUUCGAUUUACUGAUGUCCUUGGCAUAUGCCAAAUUCUCUGGAGCCAAACUCACGGUUGCACCAAUAGACUGGACGUGGAGAACAUUAACAGGUACAGUGCCAGAGUUGGUCUGUCAGGGAUCGACAGUAACAGAACCAGCUCAGAUUCUCAACUACCUGAGAAAACUGAGGUUCAAUGCAGACUAUGAGUUGUCAGCCAGACAGGGAGCAGACACAAUGGCCUACAUCGCCCUACUGGAGGAGAAACUAAGACCUGCCCUGUUACAUACUUUCUGGGUGGAUACUGAGAACUAUUCGAGCCUGACAAGGCCGUGGUUCGCCUCCCGCUCUCCAUUCCCCCUCAACUUCCUGGUUCCUGGUCACCAUGCCAACACUGCCCUUUCCCGGAUCUUGCUGACCAAGAGCGAUUCUCCUCUACACACCAUCACUGAGGUGGAGGGAAAGAUCUACAGUGAAGCUAAGGAGUGUCUAAAUCUACUCUCCCACAGAUUGGGGACGGCUUACUACUUCUUUGGGAACACGCCGUGCAGUCUGGAUGCCUUUGUGUUUGGAUUCUUAGCUCCCCUCCACAAGGCCAGUCUACCCAGCAGUCCUCUGCAGAACCACCUCCGACAGCUGGAAAACCUCCAACGCUUCUGUGAUCACAUACUCAACGCUCACUUCAGCAGUCAUCCCGGUUCUCCUCAGCCUGUUCAGGAGACAGUGGACGCCAACCUUCAGAAACUCACUCAGCUUGUCAACAAAGAAUCCAAUCUCAUAGAGAAGAUGGAUGACAACCUGAGGAGCAGCCCUCAGCACAAACCUUUUAGAGCAGACCCUAGACCCAGCCCAAGUAACAGCACAGGUUCUACCCCUGCCUAACCCCUGACCAGCCUGGUGGAUGAGGAGCAUCACCCUAUGCUGUAUUACUCUGAACCUGGUUUAAACACUGUAAAUACCCUAGCCUGAGUGCCAGUCUGGUUGUACUAGCAUUCCAAGUCUUUGUUGUUAAUAAGGACAGCAAGAGUGUUGGUAAGAUACACUAAUCUGGGACCAGGCUAGAAACUCACCAGAUCAUUCCUAAAACUAUAAAUAGAACAUGUUAUUGUUGCAGGCCUUUCCUGCCUUGCCAGCGUAAUAUAAAAUGCCCUUAACUACCAGUGACGAAUAAUAAUGGCAGUAUUGUGAACUAUUGUCACGGUCGCAGGGAGGCAGGACACGAAGCGCAGCGCUGUAGUGAAACGUUCCUUUAUUCCUUCUUCUCACAAACACUAACUGAUGAGAACUGUAGUGCGGCAUCACACAACAAACACAAACAAUGAACCACAAACAAGGGCAGCUUAAAUAGGGUGCCCAAUUAGAGGCAAUGAGUGGCAGGUGCCUCUAAUUGGGGACAAUCAAAACAGGUAGCACAGAGAUGCCUAGAGGCGCCUCUGCAGUCCGGCCAUAACUCUGGUCCCCAGGCGCAUAGAGAUGCCUAGAGGCCACCAGCCAGGACCUGACAACUAUUUAAAGGCAGUGAUGUCUGUGAAAUACAUGUGGUUUCAUGAAAUAACGAGGUGGUGCAUGUGUAAGGAUUCUGAAAGGGGGUAAAGGGAAUGUGGUUUAGAAUGAAAUGUGACUAAAUGAGCCUUUAGAACAUUUCAUUACUCGAGACAGUAAUUGAAAAGGCAAGUUGCAUGAAAGUUGUGUGUUCAUGGCCUGUAGUUGUGUUAAGAAGGUACGCUAUAAAACACUUCAGUACUAUGACGUUAGUCAUUUUUUGUUUACCUUAAGGGCUAACUCUAUCUCACGCACAUAAGGAAUGUACUAUACAGCUCUUUGCUCUAGUGGUAAAAAGAAGUAAUGCAUAAGGGACACUUGUGUUUGUAAAGAACAGUACAGGUCUUGUGUAAAUUCGGUCAUUACUGACAGAAGGCACUGACACUAGUUUGUAUACUUUUUGAAGUAUAAGUUAUGCUACUCAAGUAGUUAUUAGAAUAAUUCUCUUUUUAAAGAUAAGCUAUGUUCACACCUGAGGAUGGAUUAAACUGUUUGGGUCAGCUCAAGGCCCUGGUCACCACUAGUGGACUCUAAACAGAAUGCAGUGCCAUUUAAGAUCCCAGCGGUCUGAGUGUCUCCAUGCUCAAUAUGAACAUUCUUGGUUACAGUUAUGGUUCAGCUUCAGUUGACAAGAAGUCAGCAUUUCUUUUUCUGAUCAUAUUGAAAGGGAAAAAGUUGAAUAUGCUGAUUACUUAGUUAAUUUACCUCGCUUAUUUCACUUAUAUUCGUCUGAAAUGUUCCCUUUAACAAAUCGAUUGUCUUUAAAAUUCUAUUAGCACUAUGAGUAAGUGUUUAAGUAUGUAGAGUCUGUGUUAACAUAUCUCUGUAAAGGUUACCUAAUUCAGUUAACUUUAAAUAAUUCCUUUUCAUUCGCAUAUCAAGUAGUUUUAAUUAAAAUGUUGUGUAAUUGUAAAUACUAAGGUAAUGCAUUUUGUUCAGCACUGUAAAUUGAUGCACUUCAACUCUCCUUACUUUCAGACUUUUAGAGCUUAUGACUAUACUGUUGAGUUUAUUUGUGUCCAUGUUUUUCAUUUGUUGUUCAACGAUUCUAAUCACCCCAUGUCCUGGAAUACUUUUUGUACAAUUAUUCUAUUUUCAUUUUGAUUUUGUCGUUAUUAGUUGCUGUGCCUAUGUCACUAUUGCCUAGUUAGGAACAUGGAUUGUUAGACAGUAACAGGGAACUCUGCUAACAUACUGUACUCCCACCCAAUCACCCAUGUGCUGACAGGCGUUCUGGUGACGUGCAGCAUCGGCUAGUCUAGUACCAACUCCUUUCACCUCAGUGGUGCAUGCUGUAUCCUGUGCUGUCCUUUUUGUUUGGUAAUUUAGUUGUUAACAGGACUUCCUUAGGCUAAUUUACUUCAUGGAUACAAUCCUGUAAGAAUGGUGUUAUUAUAGCUUUGUUUGUUUGUUUGUUUGGUCUGUAUAAAAUAACCAUAUUUGGUUGAAAUAUACUGUAUGUACGGGACAAAGGGGGACUGUAUUGGGAUGUGCCUUGAUAGGACUGGAGAAGAUGUGUCACAUUUGACCAACUGUCUCAGAUGGAACUCAUUCUUGUUUCCUUACUGUUAUUGGUACUUCUUUCUCCAAGUUCAGAAGGGGUAUUUGGCCCAUUGUCCUUAGAACGUUGAAAGUUAAGGCAACAUUGCCAAGCUCAAGCUCCUUCUGAGGUUUUGCAAUGUUAUUGAAUACAUUUUUAAAUCUUUGUAUUGAUAUUUUCAUUAUUUUCACAUCCCUGGAAAAAAAUUUGUGCAUGUAAGUUAAUGCUUUCAUAUCCAUUUAAUAAACUUGUAGUGUUUAACUUCAA